This is a messenger RNA of Plasmodium gallinaceum, 1575 nucleotides long. RefSeq names its product conserved protein, unknown function. The transcript has a single exon. The coding region runs from base 1 to 1575 and encodes 524 amino acids. Gene Ontology annotation, biological process: RNA repair; RNA processing; DNA repair. The record is from RefSeq and is a predicted model, not a curated record. Gene Ontology annotation, molecular function: RNA ligase activity; manganese ion binding; DNA ligase activity. NCBI's taxonomy places the organism in Eukaryota, Apicomplexa, Aconoidasida, Haemosporida, Plasmodiidae.
AUGAAAUUUUUCAUAAUAAUCAUUAUUUUUACAUAUAUAAGUUGUAAAUCAAUAAAUAGAAUGUUUAGAAUUUGUUAUAUAAAUUCAAUUUUAUCAAUAAAAAAAGGUGAAAAUAAUUAUCCAUUUAUAAAAAGAAAAUUAAAAAAUUUCUGUUCUAUGAAUGAAUAUGAUAAUAUAAAAAAAUUUUAUGGGAAUAUAGAAGAAGGAUUUAAUUCUAAUAAAUCUCCACCCUACUUAUUAAAAUUUAAGAAUUCAAAUGAUGUAUUAGCAUAUACAGACAAAAUAGAUAGUGAUUGUUUAAAUCAGAUUAAAAAUUUAGCAAAACUUAAAAUUAUAAAAGGUCAUGUUACAAUAUUACCUGAUGUUCAUCUAGGGAAAGGAAUAAUUAUUGGUUCUGUUUUUUUAACAAAAGAUUUUAUCAUACCAAAUGGAGUAGGUGUUGAUAUAGGUUGUGGUAUUUUGUGUGUAAAAAUUAAUAACUUGAAAAAAAAAGAUUUGAAUGAUAGAAUUAUAAAUAAUAUAUAUAAUAAAAUAAAAAAAAAUAUUCCUUUAAGUUUUGACUGUCAUGAUAAAGAAAUAUUUGAUUCUAAGACAGUAUUUUCUAAUUUAUUAAAUAAAUAUGCUAGUAAAAAUAUAAAAGAUAUAAUUAAACCUAAACAUUUACAGCAAUUAGGUACACUGGGAGGGGGAAAUCAUUUUAUUGAAAUCGUGUAUGAUGCAACUUAUUCAAAUCAAAAAAAUAAAAUGCAAAAAUCUUUGGAUAAUAAUAUACAUAAUAACAUUUAUGAAGAUGAUAUAAAUAAUUCCAUUGAUAAAAAGUAUAAUAAUAUAUGCGACAAUAAUGUAUCCAAUAAUGUUUGUGAUGAACAAAAUUUUAACAAUUCAGAUAUUUAUAUUUUGAUUCACUCAGGAAGUAGAAAUAUAGGUAAAACAACAGCAGAAUUUUAUGACAUUUUAGCUAGUGAAGAAAGUAAAAUGAAAAGAAAUGAUUUAGCUUAUCUUGAUUUAAGAAAAGAAAAUGGAAAGAAUUAUAUAAAAGACAUGAAAUUAUGUUUAGAAUAUGCAAAAUAUAAUAGAAUAUAUAUGAUGAAAACAAUUGAAAAAAUUAUAUAUGAAGAAGUUAAAUGUACGUUGAAUUGGGAAAACUCUAUAAAUAUUCACCAUAAUUUUUGUAAUUAUGAAAUGGUUACCUAUAUUGAUAAGAAUGAAAUAAAAAAUGAUUAUAUGUAUGUAACUAGAAAAGGAUCAACGUCUUCUAAAAAAGAUGAAUAUGGUAUAAUUCCAGGUAAUAUGAAAACGGGAUCAUACAUAGUAAAAGGUAAAGGAAAUAUGUUAUCUUAUAAUUCCUGCUCACAUGGUUGUGGCAGAUUAUUAAGUAGAACAAAAGCAAAACAAAUUAUUAAUCAAAAUGAUUUUGUUAAUAUUAUGAAAGGAAUAAAAUGCGACACAAAUAAAAAAAUUAGAGAUGAAGCACCUCAAGCUUAUAAAAAUAUAAAUGAAGUUUUAAAAAAUCAAGAUUCUCUUAUAUAUGUAAUCAAAAAAUUAUUACCAAUAAUUAAUAUUAAAGGAUUUUAA